UCAGCUCGCGGAUCGGUAAAAGUUCAUCUACCCGCGUUAUUUGUUCCCGUUACUUCUCUUACCGUAGGCAUGCAGUGGUGCGCUCUUCACGCGCUCCUCUCUCUCACCUGCCUGGCAGCGUGUCUCCCGGGUCACCGCCUGCUCGGCGUCUCCAACAGUUCUUCGCUGCACGAGCUGCUCGCGCUCUCUCAGUCCGGUUUGAACGGCACAAGCAUAUACGCGCUGGACGAUGGCGCGCUCGCGGACUGGCGCUCUUUAGCGGGGCGGAAGCGCGAGGGCGCGGAGAGGGAGAACGCGGCGGUCCGGGCGCUGCUCAUCUUCAGCUACUCGGUGAUCAUCGUCGUGUCACUGUUCGGUAACGUGCUCGUGUGCCACGUGGUGAUGAAAAACAAGCGCUCGCGCUCCGCCACCAGUCUCUUCAUCGCCAACCUGGCCGUGGCGGACAUCUUCAUCACCCUGCUGAACACACCGUUUACACUGGUGCGCUUUGUCAACAGUACAUGGUUUUUUGGUAGAGGGAUGUGUCACAUCAGCCGUUUUGUGCAGUAUUGCUCUCUGCAUGUGUCGACACUCACACUCACGGCCAUCGCGCUGGACAGACGGCAGGUGAUCCUGCAUCCUCUGAAGCCGAGGAUGUGCACCGGUCAGGGUGCUGUGUGUAUCGUCUUCAUUUGGCUCAUGGCGAGUUGUUUCUCGCUGCCACACGCCAUCUUCCAGAAACUCUUCACCUUUGUCUACAGUAAGAACAUCCUUCGCUCUUUGUGUGUGCCGGAUUUUCCUGAUCCAUCUGAACUGUACCAUCAGUACCUAGACUUGGCGACAUUUAUACUCCUGUACGUGUUGCCUCUUCUCAUCAUCACUGCUGCGUACUCGGCCGUGGCACGUCGUCUCUGGCGCCGCAACGCUAUUGGUGAUGUCACCAGCGAGCAGUAUUUCCUCCAACGCAGGAAGAGGAAGCGGACCAUCAAGAUGCUGGUGUUGGUGGUUCUGGUGUUUGCCGUGUGCUGGUUCCCGUUAAACUGCUACGUGGUUCUGCUGUCGAGUCACGCCAUCCACUCCAACAACGCCGUGUAUUUCAGCUUCCACUGGCUGGCUAUGAGCUCCACCUGCUACAACCCCUUCAUCUACUGCUGGCUCAACCAGAGCUUCAGGGCCGAACUCACAUACCUACUUAGCAUGUGCAGGAAAGGGCGAGCCAGAGGGCGGGGCAGCAGCAGGGUAGGGGAGGAGCCAGAAGAAAGGCCUCCGCCCCUUCACAGCUGUCAUAGAGCGGCCUGGCCAGAAAGCCAUGCCUCCUCACAGCCGUCUGAUCACAAAGAGAGCCACGCCCUAAGGACCACCUCUCUCAGCCAAUCAGCGAAGACCGACAUCCUGUCAGUGGAGCCAAUUGUAACCGUGGGCUGA
Molecule: messenger RNA, 1404 nt
Organism: Tachysurus vachellii
Lineage: Eukaryota; Metazoa; Chordata; Actinopteri; Siluriformes; Bagridae
Product: G-protein coupled receptor 83-like
Exons: 4
Coding region: 70-1404 (444 amino acids)
Biological process (GO): neuropeptide signaling pathway
Cellular component (GO): membrane
Molecular function (GO): neuropeptide Y receptor activity
Source: RefSeq, a predicted model, not a curated record